GCGAAUUUAUUUCAACUUCCUGCACGGUGAAACAAUACAGCCAUUGCAAAAUAAGCAACUCGUGCACAUUCCGUUUAUAUAGCAAACUUUGUUACCUGCUAUAUGCACAAUUUUACCUCACACAUUGUCUGUACGUUUGUGAGGUCGCUUCAGUUCUGCUCUGGCGACUCCCUUUGAUGCGAAGAUUCUCUUUUGGCGUGAGCAGGAUGCUUUGUGCUGCAGCGGCAGAGAGGAAUAAGGAGCCCAUUCUAACCGUACUUCGGGAUUGUGUGGACUCAGACAGACCUCUUCACGCGCUGGAGGUGUCCUCUGGUUCAGGGCAACAUGUCGUUUACUUUGCCCAGUGUCUGCGCAAUAUCACAUGGCAGCCAUCUGACAUUGAUCAACGAUCAAUUGACAGUAUAGAGGCAUACAGAGACCGUGUGAAACUGGAAAACGUUAAACCAGCCAUUCGUCUGGAUGCCUCCAUGUCAUGGGAAUACUGGUGUGGAAUACAACCCGAGUCUCAGCACCUCAUUGUCAACAUCAACAUGAUCCAUAUUUCCCCACUGGCGUGCACAGAGGGCUUAUUCAAAGCUGCUGGAAUAAUCCUGAAACCACAUGGACUGCUUCUGACAUAUGGGCCCUACUCUGUGAAUGGGCUGAUUACCCCAGACAGUAAUGUGGACUUUGAUUUCAGUCUGAAACAGAGGAAUCCAGAGUGGGGACUGAGGGACAUCUCCCUGCUAAGCUCUCUGGCCGAGAAGAAUGGCAUGUUCUUGGAAAAAGUGGUUGACAUGCCGGCAAACAAUAAGUGCCUGCUCUUCCGUAAGGAAAGCUUGGUGUAGAGUCUCAGAUGCCCGGUGUUUCUCCUCACUGAAGCUCCAUCUCUUCAUCUAGGAUACGGCUGUCAUAUCACACCUUUUGUUGUGUACAUUUUUGUCAUCCAGCCAAAAAUGUUUAUUAAAAUAUAGUUAACACACUAGCAGUCAAAAAUAAAUGUUUGCCUGAACACCAUAAAUGAUACAAAUAUACAUAAGUACUCAUUACUUUUAAUACCUUUUAUAUCCCCUUUUAAAUUAUGACAUAUCUCCUUGGCUUGUUUUUGAAAAAGGUCUAGGCAUUCCUGCUACAGUCUUCCUUGCAGUGUUUACAGGAGUCCUGAACACUUGUGGGGUCCAAGUAUUUUGCUUAUGUCCACUAAUUUCAAUUUGGCCACAAAGUUUCUUGAUGGGACUUAAGUCAGGUAACUCAAAUUGUGAGCAAAUGACCUCAGUUCUUUUCUCCUCAGAAUACACACAAGAAGAGCCACCACAGUGACAUGUGGCAGUUUCCUGUUGCCUUGUGCCUCCAGAAUUUUCUUCCCAGACUAAUCUCAGGAAUCCUGCAUCAGACCAAUUGUACAACAAGUCCAAAUAACAAAACUUAGAUAUACUGUACAUUUAUUUUCAUUUUAUUUUAUUUUUUGCUGCUAACAUACAAAGACCAGUUGUAUUAUCAUAUAGACCUAUUUUGGGUUCUCCCUGUCAUCCCUUUGUGGAACCCUACCAUAUUAAGUUUGAAUGCCAUUGUGUCUACACUUAUACCUCACCUUCACGUAUUCAUGAAUAAAUUGCACUUUGCCGUGAUGUAAUAGCUACAAUUUCUGGAAUUAUUUAAAAGACUUGAGGUCAAUGCAAGCACAUACAAACACCCAUAACCCCACAAAUGUCAUUCUGUAUUGGACCAUGUAAAGUCUGGCUAUAUAACUAUGAGACGGAAUAAAAUGAAAGCUGAUCAUGCA
Anguilla rostrata (American eel) is the source of this 1762-nucleotide messenger RNA. RefSeq names its product methyltransferase like 26 (gene mettl26). The record is from RefSeq and is a predicted model, not a curated record. The coding region runs from base 177 to 827 and encodes 216 amino acids. NCBI's taxonomy places the organism in Eukaryota, Metazoa, Chordata, Actinopteri, Anguilliformes, Anguillidae. The transcript has 6 exons.